Cantharellus anzutake is the source of this 1000-nucleotide messenger RNA. RefSeq lists its product as uncharacterized. The transcript has 3 exons. The record is from RefSeq and is a predicted model, not a curated record. Lineage: Eukaryota; Fungi; Basidiomycota; Agaricomycetes; Cantharellales; Hydnaceae. Gene Ontology annotation, cellular component: mitochondrion. Bases 1 to 501 code for a protein of 166 amino acids.
AUGAAUGUCCUUAGGGCGCGUCUCUUAGCUAACGGGCGCCUGGUAAACGCUGUCCCAGCAACACCAGCAACUCGCGCGGCGGUUGUAUUCCCACAUUCGUUUGUGCGGAGACAUGUUUCUGGUCCUCCUGUCUCAUGGGAGGAUCCUGAGGUCGACCCCCAACUCAACGGAUACCCUCAGCUUCCCGCCGUCUCGCAUCAACAUCGUCCCCCAUAUGGCUGGGAUGACGCCCAGGAGCGUAGGAAUAUCGGGGAGCCACUUCACGAAGAUUACGAUGUUCUGAGUGUGUGGGCGUACGAUCACUACAGGAUUCCUGGAUCUACCGCCCUUCGUGAAAUAGGAAUUGCUGCCAUUUUUUUCAGUCUCUUUGCUGCUGCAGUCUACGCUGUUACACCAGAGCGACCCGCCUUACCGCGAACCUAUCCAUAUUCUGGUCUUGUUAAAGAGUUAGGCGGUGUGGAGGAGAAUAAGGCUCUGGAGGAAUCCCUGGAAGAAGAUUAAACAAUUCGGGUAGAUAGUAUAUAGUGAUUAAAUCGAAAGAAUAAUGUGGCGUAGGUGAACGAGAUGACAGAAGUCACAAUUUUAUUCUGUCGAUGAGGGUUCAUUUUCGUGGGGUAUUGGCCUCGGCUUGGGUUUCGGCCUGGGCCUUAGUUUCACUUUCAUCGGUCGAUCAGGUACUUCGGUCACCUCAGGUGCGCCAUCUUCGUUCGGAGUACUCUCAACUUCGUCGGAGCUGUGGGCAGCCCUUCGUUUCUUUGGAACGACUUUGCUCGUUGGUGCUUUCUUCCGCUUCGACGAUGACGAAGUAGUCUUCCCACGCCCCCUGCCUCUGCCACGGCUAUGGCUUCGUGUCGAGGGUCCUGCCAAUGCUUCACUAUCUGGGGCGCGGAUUGCGAUUUCGGGUGUUGGACCGUCACUGGAUUCUGCGGGGGACACUCUUCUGGCUUUUUGUUCUCUCCGGAACUCAUUGACCACGUUCUGUAACCGUUUAGAGGCGUAG